Messenger RNA from Thamnophis elegans (Western terrestrial garter snake), 1420 nucleotides. Its product is annotated as dehydrogenase/reductase SDR family member 13-like. The transcript is spliced from 5 exons. Lineage: Eukaryota; Metazoa; Chordata; Lepidosauria; Squamata; Natricidae. Bases 17 to 967 code for a protein of 316 amino acids. The record is from RefSeq and is a predicted model, not a curated record.
CAGCGAGGAUCGGGCCAUGGAGGCGGCGGGGGCGCUGGGGGCCGGAGUGGCGCUGCUGCUGGGGCUCUACGCGCUGCUUUACUACAACUUCGGGACGGCCACCUGGUGCCGGAACACGGUCAGCCUGCGGGGCAAAACGGUGCUCAUCACAGGUGGAAAUACUGGGAUCGGGAAGGCCACAGCGGUGGAUCUGGCCCGGAGAGGCGCCCGCGUCAUUCUGGCAUGCCGCGACAAAGCGAGAGGAGAAUCUGCCAUGUACGACAUCAGACGGGAAAGUGGGAACUCGGAGGUGAUCCUGAUGAUCCUGGAUCUGGGCAGCCUGGACUCCGUGCGAGCUUUUGCGCAGACCUUCUUAGAAUCGGAGCCCCGUCUGGACAUCCUCAUCAACAACGCAGGAGUCCUUAAGCCUGGUCAAACGGCUGAUGGCUUUGACCAGGCCUUCCAGGUCAACCACUUGGCCCACUUCCUGCUCACCCACCUGCUGCUGGACCGGCUGAAGCGCUGCGCCCCGAGCCGGAUCGUAAUUCUGGCCUCAAGUGCGCACGCCUCUGGGAAGAUCGACUUCCAGGCCUUCAACAACCCGGACACAUGGAUGAUCAAGGGCGCAGAAUCCUACUGCAACAGCAAACUAGCCAACAUUCUCCAUGCAAGAGAGUUGGCCAGGCAGCUGGAAGGAACCAACGUCACCUGCUAUGCAGUUCAUCCAGGAGUUGUUAAAACCGAAAUUACUCGCUCCCAUCCCUGGUGGACACUUUGGCUGGUUUGGUCCUCCAAACUGUUCGUCCGAAAUAGCGAAGCUGGUGCCCAGACCUCCAUCUACUGCGCCACUGAGGAGGGCAUCGAGGGGCUGAGUGGGCGGUAUUUUGCGGACUGCCAGCCGAAGGUGCCCAGUCCACUGGCCUGUGAUGACCAGCUGGCCAAGAAGCUCUGGGAAUUCAGCGAGAGGCUGCUGGGACUGACCAGCUAAAUAUUUCCUCUUUAAAUUUGGUCCCUUAAUUUUUCUGAGCUGAAGGGAGGAAAAAUCACAUGGAAAAGCAGACACAAAAUCACUCCAAAAUCACAUCAGAUACUUCUACAAUUAGUCCAAGGCAAUUCUGGGAGUGGAAGUCCACAUCUUAAGGUUCCCAAGAUUGGGCACCCCCAAAUUUAAGGGCAGACCAACGUGGUUUAUGUAAGGGGCCAGGAGAUGCCGACUGGAUUAAUCCAUAGCGAUUCGGGGGGGCGGGGGGUGUACCUGAUCCAAAUAUUCCUUUUGCUCUUCAGUAGGAAAGGGGCAUUCCUGCCACUCCAACAGUCCAAGAGAACACUUUUCAUCCUGUGCUAUUAAAAUUAUUUUCCCCCUGCAUUAUUUUCACGCUGAAUAAUUAUCCCCCUUUGCCACCUUCUGACAAAAAUAAAAAAAGAGAAAUUUUGGAUUUAA